This is a messenger RNA of Salvelinus fontinalis (brook trout), 5022 nucleotides long. RefSeq names its product kelch-like protein 28. The record is from RefSeq and is a predicted model, not a curated record. The coding region runs from base 590 to 2305 and encodes 571 amino acids. The transcript is spliced from 6 exons. Lineage: Eukaryota; Metazoa; Chordata; Actinopteri; Salmoniformes; Salmonidae. Gene Ontology annotation, molecular function: protein binding.
UAUAUAUAUAUAUGGAAAAAGUCAAGGGGUCUGAAUACUUUCCGAUGGCACUGUAUAUCAUAACUGUUCUUAUUCAAAUAGGUUUAUAAAUGACUGAUUUGUGAUAUCGUAGCCCCUCUAAGGACUAUGUUGAUACUCAUAUAUUGAUUUACUGGGCACCUCUGCUGGACAACAGAGGGAGUGCAACUUCUACCAUAAAGCUACUGUACAUUUGUCAAUUUAGCGAAUUGACAAAGUAUUACACUAUUUCAUCAUACCAAAUUAAAAUUGGGAUUUUUUUAUGUUGAUAUUUGUAUUUUAUUUUCAUGACUCCUAGUUGGUUAUUGCCUUCUUUCCGUUCUAUCUCUCCCCUAACUUGUAUGAUGUACUAUGGUUGUGUAUAAAAACAGAUUAUCAAUGGCAAUGUGUGCAAAAUAGCUACAAAAUAUACCAUUCCUUUAGAAGUACCCUGCUAGUUCCCAAAAGUUACGCAGCAUAAAGUGUUUGGCUUUUGUUUUCCUGACAGACGCUGGGGUUCCUGCGGUUCCUGGAUUUAACUCUGCUGCUGCAAUAAAACAGACCUUGUCCGCUCAUCUGACGCUCAACACAGAUGGACCAGCAGGCCCAGUCCUAUAUGCUUGCCAGUCUGACGCGGCCCCACUCUGAGCAGCUGUUGCAAGGCCUCCAGCUGUUGCGGCAGGACCAUGAGCUGUGCGACAUUGUGCUGCGCGUGGGUGAAUGCAAGAUCCAUGCCCACAAAGUGGUGCUGGCGAGCAUCAGCCCCUACUUCAAGGCCAUGUUCACGGGCAACCUGUCAGAGAAGGAGACCUCCGAGGUGGAGUUCCAGUGCAUUGACGAGGCUGCGCUACAGGCAAUCGUUGAGUAUGCCUACACUGGCACGGUAUUCAUCUCACAGGAAAGAGUGGAGUCCCUACUGCCAGCUGCUAACCUGCUCCAGGUCAAGCUGGUGCUGAAGGAGUGCUGCUCCUUCUUAGAGAGUCAGCUAGAUGCUGGGAACUGUAUAGGCAUCUCACGCUUCGCUGAGACCUAUGGCUGCCAUGAUCUCUGCCUGGCUGCCACUAAAUUCAUCUGUCAGAAUUUUGAAGAGGUGUGCCAGACAGAGGAGUUUUUUGAGCUGACACGGGCAGAAUUGGAUGAAAUAGUGUCAAAUGACUGUCUGAAGGUGGUAACGGAAGAGACUGUGUUCUACGCCCUGGAGUCGUGGAUCAAGUACGAUGUGACUGAGCGGCAGAAGCACCUAGCUCAGCUACUGCACUGCGUCCGCUUGCCUUUCCUCAGCGUUAAGUUCCUCACCCGCCUCUACGAGGCCAACCACCUUAUCCGGGAUGAUCACGCCUGCAAGCACCUCCUCAACGAGGCCCUCAAAUACCAUUUCAUGCCUGAGCACCGGCUCUCCUACCAGACGGUGUUGUCCACAAGGCCACGCUGUGCUGCCAAAGUGCUCCUUGCUGUAGGAGGCAAGGCUGGCCUCUUUGCCACCCUCGAGAGCAUGGAAAUGUACUUCCCUCAAACGGAUUCAUGGAUUGGGCUUGCCCCUCUUAGUGUGCCCCGCUAUGAGUUUGGAGUGGCAGUGUUGGACCAGAAGGUGUAUGUGGUGGGUGGCAUCGCCACACACAUGCGACAGGGCAUUAGCUACCGGAGACAUGAGAGCACAGUGGAGAGCUGGGACCCUGACAGCAACACGUGGUCCACAGUGGAGCGCAUGGCAGAGUGUCGCAGCACCCUGGGGGUGGUGGUCUUGGCUGGGGAGCUCUAUGCCCUUGGGGGCUAUGAUGGCCAGUACUACCUACAGUCUGUAGAAAAAUAUGUCCCCAAAGUGAAGGAGUGGCAGCCUGUGGCACCUAUGACCAAGUCACGCAGCUGCUUUGCCACGGCUGUGCUGGAUGGCAUGGUCUAUGCCAUUGGUGGCUAUGGCCCCGCCCAUAUGAACAGUGUGGAGCGGUACGACCCCAGCAAGGAUGCCUGGGAAAUGGUAGCCCCCAUGGCAGACAAACGGAUCAAUUUUGCCGUUGGUGUCAUGCUAGGGUUCAUAUUUGUGGUUGGGGGACACAACGGGGUAUCACAUCUGUCCAGCAUUGAGCGGUAUGACCCACACCAGAACCAGUGGACAGCCUGUCGGCCCAUGAAUGAACCACGCACAGGGGUUGGCUCCGCGAUCGUGGACAACUAUCUCUAUGUGGUGGGGGGUCACUCGGGAUCAUCCUACCUGAACACUGUACAGCGAUACGACCCCAUCACAGACAGCUGGCUGGACUCAAGCGGCAUGAUGUACUGCCGCUGUAACUUUGGCAUGACUGCUCUUUGACCCAUGGCACCCCUGGGUAGGACUCCUUAAGAAGAGAGAGAUGAGCCCGGCUGGCACCAGGGAACCACAGAUGGCCAGAGUGAAAGGGUCUUGGUGGAGGAGAGGAGCAGAUCACCAUGCAUCUUGUCACAGAGAAGAGAUGAUUGCUGCUGGACCACAAUGACAACUUUUCACAGGACUUUGGGUGAAAACUGUCACUUUUUUAAAUUGUAGACUUUUUUUUGUGUUCAUUUGUUUUUUUUCUGCUAUGAGCAGAACAUGUUCCAGUUUUUUUUUCUUUUCUAGAUCUUUAAAGUAUGUGUGUGGCGCAGAGUGUCUGUAUGCUUGUGAGUAGACGCAUGAUUGUUCUUCUGUGUCUGUGUGCAGGACUAAAGCUCAGGCAAGGUGAUCGGCUCACAGUUUGAAAUGUCUGCAUCUAAAUCAGUGCUUCACAAAGAGAGAUCUGAAUAUUUAUAUUCACUUAAAGGGCUGCCUUUUUUUUUUCUCUGUAAAUAAUUUAAAUUAAAAGAAAUGUAUAGAUAUUAAUAUCCUCUAGUGCAUUGCCUGUAAAUGUUUUUUUUGCACUGGGUUACUAGUUAUGGUAUGUGUGUAUACAUGUAUUUGAUUCAAGGGUUGAAGAAGAGGUUGUGAAGGAUUAACAAACCCCACUGAAUUCUCUUGAGUAUUUGCCACCUGUCUUUCAUCCUCGGAGCAAUUGCUAAAUCCCCAUCUUACGGCUUCUGUUACAUCUUCCUGAGGUAGGGUCACACUUCAUCCCUCUUCAUAAGUAUUGAAAAGUUAUCCUGUCCAGCUUUUCACUGCUGGGUUUGUACACAAUACUAACUGGUGCUAUUAGGAUUCAGGAUUCAGCUGUUGUCUGUGUUGCCUCAUUGUAUCAGGUGUCUUUUAUUUGUUUUUCUGUGUUGUUGUAGAUGUUGGUUGUGCAUCAAAAUGCCCCCAUGCUAUAAAGCAGUGUCUUGCUAGAAGGCAAGCUUGUGACUGGAAUACCUCAACCACCAGUCUUUACUUUGAGCGCCAUUUUUAAAUUGGACUCGUUAGGUACCGUCUAUGGAUACAUUUAUGAUCUGACGCUUUCUCUCUUGAGCCCCACGGCUGUCAUCCGUUUAGCGAUAGUUUGUCUGAAACAUUGUCCCUGCAUUAAGUAGUGGAUCUGGCUGUAUGGCUCACUGCCAAUUUCCUUACAAAGAAAGUCUGAGAUUGUUGGUCUCUAAUGGGUUAGGAAGAAGCCUAGCGGUUAAGAGCGUUGGGCCAGUAACCGAAUGGUCGCUGGUUUGAAUCCUUGAGCCGACUAGGGGAAAAAUCUCUGUGCCCUUGAGUAAGGCACUUAACCCUAAUUGCUCCUGCAAGUCGUUCUGGAUAAGAGUGUCUGCUAAAUGCCUAAAAUGUAAUGACCCCUACACCCCCUUUCUCUGCUUGCUUGCUCUGAUGAAGCAUGUGUGAGAAGCCACAUGUGGCCAAGGUCUUCCUGAGGAGCUCAGGCAAGAGUGGAUAUACACAGCCUUGUGAAGUGCCAAAAGAUGACCUUCUUUCACAAGUCUGGUGUAACUUUCUCCUGUGUGCCAGACUCAAAAGGGUUAUUUUCACUGCUAAUGCAUAGUACGUGUGACAUUGUCAUAUGGAUGGGGUGGAUAUGGAGCAGUAAGGGCAGUGUUCUAUGUCAAGCAAAAUUGUCACUGUCACAAACUAUUUGGACCUCGGAGCGAGACAUGGCAGACAGACAAGGGCAUGGAGACAUGACUGAGCUCAAAGCGCUCGCCUGGGUUAGAUGGCUGCAGGCCGAGUCUGGGUGUUGUAGCCUUGGGCCACGCUGAAGGACAGGUAACACGAGGCUACAGAUAGAGAAAAUCAAUCCCUGUUGUUGGUUCAGAGUGUAAGAGCAGUUUCCUUGUAUUGUACAUUUUAUAGAUGUUUGCACAUGAGGAAAACUUAAAGGGAGCUCUGCAUUGCACUUACCAAACUUAUGAUGAGUAGUGCAACUUCAAUUUGUACAUGGGUCUCAAUUUAGGUUCAUGGAAUUUAAACAAUGCAAUACAUUUGUGGAUACAAUUAUUUUUGCUUUGAAUUUAGCCUCAAAGGUCAAGGCGUUUCAUAUUGCUGUGACGUUAUCACACGUUUUAUAUUGUCUGAAAGACCACCACCGUUCAAACCUUUUUGUCUCUGUUUUCCCCAUCCCACUUUGCAUUGUGUGCUCUCAUCUUUGAAGAGCUAUUAACAAUGUUGUGCAAGUCAGUUCACAUGUACUGGGGAAAGUUUGCAGACAAUCAAAUGGAUUGUAAUUCCAGUAAAAGUCCCAGUUUGCAUGUAAUGUAAGAUUGGCACAAGACUGACUGUAUAGGUCUUGCUCUAAGCCACAGGUGUCAAACUCAUUCCACGGGGGGCCGAGUGUCUGCGGGUUUUCGCUCCUCCCUUACACUUGAUUGAUGAAUUAACAUCACUAAUUAGUUAGGAACUCCCCACACCUGGUUGUCUAGGGCUUUAUUGAAAGGAAAAACCAAAAACCUGCAGACACUAGGCCCUCCGUGGAAUGAGUUUGACACCCCUGCUCUAAGCCAUCUGAUCUAGUCUCUCACCAGAGAGCAGCCUUGCAGUUACAGUGCUGCAGUGUUGUGUUCCAUUUACACACUUGUCAAUUGUGAUUACCUAUACUCUUCAGCUCUUACCCUCUAAACGUUACCUUGGACAUAACAAAUUAAGAUCAAGGGAAGGCCCCCCCCCCC